AUGUCGAUCACCGAGCACGCCUCCACAUGGGAGGCCCACAAGGAACGCGGAAACGAUCACUUCCGGAAAAAGGAGUACAAGGAAGGAAUCGAAGCCUUCUCGAGAGCCAUCGAUUUGAACAAGAACAAUGCUGUCUUGUAUUCCAACAGGGCAGCAUGUCAUCAAGCCUUGGACGACUUCUCGAAGGCGUUGCAGGAUAGCAAGAAAUUAUGUCUCGUCUUGGGCCUUUCUUAUGUUUCAGAGAUGAUUAUAUUUAUAAGUAGUCAUAAAGUAACAUAGUAAGAAAGUAAGAUAAUUGCGAAUGAAUGAAUAAUUAUAAGUCAUGUCGGUGGGUAGGAUGAAGUAAACAGGAACGUCCUCAAGCAUCUACUCGAAAACUUAGAAUAAGCGAGUUGCUGACUGAAUAAAGCGUUCCUCAUAUUCUAAUUAGAGGUAGGUUUUUGGUGCGCGCUUACCCCGCUUUUUAUGCCUUUCUCCCUUAGGAGAGGCAUAAAAAGCGGUAAGAAAAGCACCUUCAACCUACUCUUAAUACUUGUUCCAUCUCGUCUAUAAUAGCUCCUGUAGAAGUAGUUGAAAAAGUGAGAAGUGGAGGAGGAAGAUUUCCUUCCCCCACAACUACAACACGUUUUCCUUCAACCUCCACGACAUCUGGUGCAAACGACUUGAAUAAAGCGUUCCCCAUAUUCUAAUCCCAGGGACCAUCCUCGACACCUCCUGGUGGAAAGCGUUCCUCAUAUUCUAAUCCCAGCCACCAUCCUCGACACCUCCUGGUGGAAAGCCUGGAGCAGGCGCGGCGGUGCCGAACACGCGCUGAAGAAAUACGGGGAUGCGAAAGCAAGUUACGAGACAGCACUGAAAUGUCUCAACGACAAGGCAACCAGCGAAGAGGGGCUUCGUGAUUUGAAGAUGAGUAGUAAUGACGUAGUAGCGAAGAGGAAGGAGUUGGAAGGGGAAAGGAAAAAGUGCGAAGAUGCGAUAUUGAAGGUAACUAGUUUAUUCUAAACGCUUUAUCAUGUUCUUGGAGAGAGAAAUCCUCUUAGAGGAUCGAAGCGGCAUUGGAACUUCCUUUUCUAUGAAAUCAUCAACAAAUCAUCAACUUCAUUAACAUAUUAUACAGCCUUCACCGCUGCUCCAUGCUCCCCUCUUCUACUGCUUUACUCCCAGGGAAGCAUGGCUGGCGGCGGCGUCGCUUUUACCGACCUCCAAAAAGAACUACGGGCAUCUUUGGAACGUCUGUCUUUAGACCAGCUUCGCGACGAGGCGAGAAACGCUGGCUUAGUCGACGUGAGUAAUCAAGAUUCCGCAGAUGAGCUCAUCCGAUUGAUACUAGCUGCUGACGCAAAAGCAGCGAUGGAAGAGAAAAGGAGGAAACAGUGGGAAAAAUACUGCCCAUGCUGUCCGAAGGCGACGAGGGCGGAUAAGGUGCUAAAACUUGGGGAAGAUGUAGUUAGAACUUCAAGAAUUUUCUGGUCGUGUGGACGAAGAACAACGCUUCUAACUACAUCUUCCACAGCUUGAGAGAUGUAAUCAAAAACGUUAGCAGAACAAUCCCCAACUCCAGUAUUCAACAAAUAAUGGUAUUCGGUAGGUUGGCUCUCCAUCGGAGGUACUUUCCAACUGGUUGGCCUCACAAGUAGAGACUAAUAGCUAAAAGUUGUGGAAGAUGUAGCUAGAAGCGUUGUUCUUCGGUUCUUGUUCGUCCGCACGACCAGAAAAUUCUUGAAGACCCUUUUUUACCUUACUAGUAUCAUCAACAUUCAAAUCUUCUUCAAUCUCUUCUUCUACAAUAUCUUCACCACCUAGGUCGCCCCCGCUCAAGAGACUCAGGGUGACAUGUACCUCCAGCAGCGAAGAAAAAAGAUGGACAGAUUACUGGCCAAAGACGUCAAGGAGCUGAAGAGAGUGUGCAAGAAAAAGGGCAUCGAGUACGAGAAAUGGUGGGACCAUUAAGGCUUUUAUUUUUUACCCUGCUAAUGUUGAUCCAACAUAUUCAGAGAAGUCAUCCUAGGCGAGCUGGUUUGGGUUUCCAGGAGAAAGUAUCCUAUCUCUGCUUCUCUAGGAUCAUGUACUACUACCAUCUCCAUCUCCAGAUAGAUAAUUAGCUUAGGGUGAGCAGCCGCGCUAAGACCAAAACGCAUUGGCGGAUGCGAUUUUAACAUUAGAGGAAAGGCAAGCGGCAGAUCCGGACUACAUUCUCCAGAGAAAUCUAAAGAUCCUUGGAGCAAUAUGCUUGGUAAUCGCUGUCGUAGCGAUUGUAUUGAUACUGCUUGCGGCGUGAUAGAGCCAGUCGUACUAGACACGCUAACUACAAAAGAAAAGUGCCCCUAAUGCACAUUUAUUACAUGAUUGAUUGUUGUUCUUAUCGUUUCGAAGUAUAUUUCCACCCAUGCGCAUCCCGCCAUUUUGAAGUGGCUGUACAGUACCGUCGAAAAAGAGUGCUUAGUCUAAUGAUCGCG
This is a messenger RNA of Amoebophrya sp. A25, 2456 nucleotides long. The record is from the annotation of a GenBank genome assembly. Lineage: Eukaryota; Dinophyceae; Syndiniales; Amoebophryaceae.